This is a messenger RNA of Oryzias melastigma (Indian medaka), 1237 nucleotides long. It is a transcript of the gene alyref, whose product is annotated as Aly/REF export factor. NCBI's taxonomy places the organism in Eukaryota, Metazoa, Chordata, Actinopteri, Beloniformes, Adrianichthyidae. The record is from RefSeq and is a predicted model, not a curated record. Gene Ontology annotation, biological process: mRNA export from nucleus. Gene Ontology annotation, molecular function: mRNA binding. The transcript is spliced from 6 exons. Gene Ontology annotation, cellular component: nucleus. Bases 152 to 958 code for a protein of 268 amino acids.
UUCUAUAUCCUGUGAGCGUUUUUUUCAUUGUGUUUUGCAGUUGGUCCAGAGAGCGUAAAUCUGCGGACGAAGAGAGGGAUCAGCCUAGUACAGGGUGUUUUUAAAGAAAAUUUGAAGCUUUAUAGUGCUUUAGAAUUAUCGGGGCAGCAUAAUGACGGAUAAGAUGGAUAUGUCUCUAGACGACAUUAUCAAGCUGAACAGGCAGGGUAGAGGCGGAGGCCGUGGCGGAAGAGGCCGAGGCCGCGGAGGCACAGGCGGCGCCCGUGGAGGAGGCCCUGGGCGUCUUGGUGGUGGCGGCGGCGGCGGAUUUGGAGGCCGAGGCGGAGGAUCCGGCCCCAUGAGGAACCGACAGAACCUGAGCCGCGCUAGAGGCAGACCAACGCCUUAUAGCAGGCCCAAACAGCUUCCCGAUAAGUGGCAGCACGACAUGUUUGACAACGGCUUCAGUGGCUUCAAUGGGGCUGCUGGUGGUGGCGGAGGAGCUGGCGUUGAAACGGGAGGAAAGCUCCUCGUCUCCAAUCUGGACUUUGGGGUCUCGGACGCAGACAUUCAGGAACUCUUUGCCGAAUUCGGGACCUUAAAGAAAGCUGCAGUUCAUUACGAUCGAUCAGGAAGAAGCCUUGGAACAGCAGAUGUCCACUUUGAAAGGAGGACAGAUGCCCUGAAAGCCAUGAAACAGUACAAUGGCAUUCCUCUUGAUGGGCGGCCUAUGAACAUCCAGCUCGUCACAUCACAGAUUGACACACAGAGGCGGCCUGUUCAGGGUCUGAACAGAGGUGGAGGCAUGAACAGAAAUCGAGGCUUCGGAGGCAUGCAGAGAGGUCGCGGAAUCCGUGGUGGAGGCGGUCCAAGAGGAAGAGGACGAGGAGGACGCGGCGGUAGUACCAAGCAACCAUUAUCGGCAGAAGAGCUCGACGCCCAGUUAGAUGCCUACAAUGCCAGGAUGGAUACCAGUUAAGGAAACCUCUCACCCUAGUUGACGUCGUCCCUCCCCGUCUGCACGGAAAGGGGUGGUUGUUACAAAUGUGCAGAAUAUUUUACACUUGUCUUGUGAUUGAAAUUGUUCCAGCCUCUUCUUUUAAAUACUCCAAAGUGUUUUUUACCAAGUUUUUUUUUUUUUUUUGAUAAAAAUGGUUUAUCUGUAGGUUAACUGCUGAGCUGAGUUUUCUCGGUUUAUCCCAACCCUGUAGUGAAUGGAACUUGUAAUAAAAACCUGCAGUAUAUAUUAACAAAGAAA